Blepharisma stoltei is the source of this 201-nucleotide messenger RNA. The record is from the annotation of a GenBank genome assembly. NCBI's taxonomy places the organism in Eukaryota, Ciliophora, Heterotrichea, Heterotrichida, Blepharismidae.
AUGGUAAGACGAUAUCCUCAAAGCGACCCAUGGCCCUACCACUUAGGUGUAUCUGUAUUAAUGGGAGGAAUAUUUUAUGUUGGUUUUACAGGGCUGCUGAGAACUAAUAAGAAACUAGCUAUAUUUGCAGUGCCAUUGGGCCUGUUUGCCCUUCAAAAUCUAGAUAUUGCUCAAGAUGGAUUCAGGCAUAGAAAAGAGUAA